GGGGACUCCCUAUCAGACGGUUACGAUGCGCGUGCGGCUAUAAAAGCGCACACCGCACAAAAAUAUUCAUUCGCACACCUACAGUCGUGAGCAACAGACGUUAACAAACAACUCCCAAUUUUAAAUAAAUAAAUCUACUCUGAAUUCCAAAACCGAAUUCAAAAUUUCACAUUCUUCUUACAUUUACGAAGAAACAGAAAAUCAAUUUACAAAAAUGAAGAAAUACUCAAUCCUUGGUAACAAGAAGAAGGUGACGAUGGAAGUUAACCCUACGCAGCUGAAGAUCGUGGGCAACAACUGCAUUGUGAGGGUCUCAGUCAACCAUGGAGAGAUCGAAGUGAUCGGGAAUGACUGCCGUAUCGAAGUGUCAGACAACCAUGGAGUGAUUAACAUGGUGGGCAGUAAUGGAACAGUGAUUAUCAGCAAGCGAUGGAAGGGUGACAGAGUGCAGUUGGUUGGAACCAGCUGCCACCUCUUUGUGGCUGGGAAGGAGAGAAGCACGGGCUAUGAGGCCCAGCUCUCUCCCUUCAGCAAGGACUUGGAUGACGUUAUUGAAUCUAUCUUCACAUUUGUGAUGCGGUGAAGGAAGGAAGUAGUGAACAUUGGACUUAAGUGCUGUGAAUAGCUUUAUGUGUCGGUUCAUUUGAAAAUCGGAAUUUACGGUCGUCUUGUGGGACGUGAUAGAGUUCUCUCCAAUGGAAUAUGUAGGAGAUAUUCGUAUUCCAUAAUUGUGAUGUGUUUUGAAAUAAAUGCUUUGAAAUACA
Spodoptera litura is the source of this 764-nucleotide messenger RNA. Its product is annotated as poor Imd response upon knock-in. The record is from RefSeq and is a predicted model, not a curated record. Lineage: Eukaryota; Metazoa; Arthropoda; Insecta; Lepidoptera; Noctuidae.